GCAUAACAAUAAUAUCAACAUCAACGUUAAGGACCCGUAACAGCAUCAGUGUUCGCGGUCCGAAAAGCAAUAUUGACGUUAAUGACCAACUGUUAUUGCGGUCCGACGUCGGUCUCUGUCGAUCCAGACGAUCCGAGUGUGAUGUAGGCAGUUUGACGCGGUAACAAUAUUAUCAGCGCCCGCAAGUGUCCGUCCACCGCUUUCGAACAUGUUCGAUUCCACGCCGCUUUUGGUCUACACGCUGUUCUACAUCCUCGUGGCCGCAUGCUUCGUGUUAAGGACUUCCGAGUUCGUGUCUAACGGGCUCACCGUCGAGAAUCUGUUUGAGAUGUUCAUCGACAAGGAGUACAACAACUUCGUGAUGCACCACAUCCGGCGAACGUCGUUCACUGUUGUUGUACACUCGUGUCUACCCCUAGUUUAUUUGUUGGGCACACUUUUGGAGAGUGAAAAAAGUUAUUUUAUCCAUACGCACUUCUACGAGUUACUGUGCCUGACCUUAGUGCCCAUUGUCUACAGCUGCUCGCUGGUAUAUAAGUGGAAAGACAACAAAUGGGCUAGUCAUCCGUUAUCCAUCAAUCUGAGCCGUUAUGAUCCAGGCGAUUGGACUCUUGUUGCUCAAAACAUUUCUGCUGAGUAUCAACGUAUUGAAAAAUUGACGUUGGCCUGUGGUACUCUGACAAGAACUGUAGUUACUCAAAAUUGGAUAAUAUCUAUCAGUUCAUACUCUGUUUAUGUUGCCAAGAAGUCAGAGAGCUCAUUUUUAGUGUACAGUUCAGACAACCAUGUGACAACACCUGAUGGCACUCCAGGCAGUGUACAGUUCAUAAAUAUUCAAGUGAUACCUAUUCGAUCUAGAAUUAAAUGGUUUUUCGUAAGAAUUAAGUCUGAGGACUUAAAACUUUUGGAAGAACAUAUUGGCCAACCUAUAAUGAUUGCUGAUAAUGUCAAAUUACAACGUUCAAGAACUGAACGCUUCAUAGAAGUGUUCCGUGAUCAAGUUUCCCAAAACCCAGUUUAUAGAGGCUAUACCACAGCAGAAUUAGAAGAUAGUACGUGUGCUGGUUGCUUAGUGAACCCUCCAGAUGUAAAGCUUAUUAAAUGUUGCGAAGAUAACACUGUUAAUGAUGUAGUCAAUUGUACUUCUUGUCAAUGUAGACCAAUGUGGUGUGUUGAUUGUAUGGCUAAAUGGUAUGAAUCAAGACAGCCUCAAAACGAUACGACUAAUUGGUUAUCUUCAAAAUGCACUUGUCCACUUUGUCGGCAAGUAUUUUGCAUCCUUGAUGUUUGUCCACUUCAAAAUUCUGAAUUAGCAAAAACCAAUUAAGUUUUGGUAUUUUUAACUUUACUAUUACUGUGAUAAAGUGUGUAAAUCUAGUAACAUAUGAGUUUAAUUUUA
Sipha flava (yellow sugarcane aphid) is the source of this 1399-nucleotide messenger RNA. RefSeq names its product E3 ubiquitin-protein ligase TM129. The transcript is spliced from 6 exons. The coding region runs from base 209 to 1327 and encodes 372 amino acids. The record is from RefSeq and is a predicted model, not a curated record. Gene Ontology annotation, biological process: protein ubiquitination. Gene Ontology annotation, molecular function: ubiquitin protein ligase activity. Gene Ontology annotation, cellular component: membrane; endoplasmic reticulum. NCBI's taxonomy places the organism in Eukaryota, Metazoa, Arthropoda, Insecta, Hemiptera, Aphididae.